CACACAUUGUCUUAUAUAAAUUGAUGAAUCCUUUUGGCAGAAAAAACUCAUCGAUCUUUUACAGACAAAAAAAAACCUUUGUAACAAUGGUGUCACUGAGGCUGCAGAAGCGGCUGGCCUCCAGGGUACUCAAAUGUGGUAAAAGAAAAGUGUGGCUCGAUCCCAUGGAGACGCACGAUAUUUCCACGGCUAAUUCGAGGAUGAACAUAAGAAAGCUGGUGAGGGAUGGUUACAUAAUAAAGAAACCGAAGAUAAUCCAUUCGAGGGCACGGUGCAGGGAAGCAAAGGAAGCAGAAACAAAAGGUAGGCACUCAGGACAUGGAAAGCGAAAGGGAACAAAGGAGGCAAGGCAGCCAUCGAAGACGUUGUGGAUGUGGCGGAUGAGAGCGCUGCAGCGCUUGCUUCAGAAGUAUCGAGAAGUGGAGAAGAUUGACAAGCACAUGUACCAUGAUAUGUACGUGAGGGUGAAGGGAAAUGUUUUCAAGAAUAAACGAGUGCUUGUGGAGAACAUUCACAAGGUCAAGGCCGAAGAGUCCAUGGAAGCAAAGUGGAAAGAUUGUGUCAAGAAAAACGCUAGAGAGAGAUCAUUCUUCAAUAGUAUUGCUACUCAUAAUGCAAACUCUUAUUUAAUAAUAAAAGAAUAA
Molecule: messenger RNA, 644 nt
Organism: Carya illinoinensis
Lineage: Eukaryota; Viridiplantae; Streptophyta; Magnoliopsida; Fagales; Juglandaceae
Product: 60S ribosomal protein L19-3-like
Exons: 2
Coding region: 24-644 (206 amino acids)
Biological process (GO): translation
Cellular component (GO): ribosome; cytosolic large ribosomal subunit
Molecular function (GO): structural constituent of ribosome; RNA binding
Source: RefSeq, a predicted model, not a curated record